This is a messenger RNA of Triplophysa rosa, 4126 nucleotides long. Its product is annotated as neurotrophin receptor-interacting factor homolog. Lineage: Eukaryota; Metazoa; Chordata; Actinopteri; Cypriniformes; Nemacheilidae. The transcript is spliced from 3 exons. Gene Ontology annotation, molecular function: RNA polymerase II cis-regulatory region sequence-specific DNA binding; DNA-binding transcription factor activity, RNA polymerase II-specific. The record is from RefSeq and is a predicted model, not a curated record. Bases 167 to 1522 code for a protein of 451 amino acids. Gene Ontology annotation, biological process: regulation of transcription by RNA polymerase II.
AGAAGAGACGACCAACAUAUUUGUUUGUAUCCGGGGGCGAUACUGUAAACCCGAAUGAUCGGAAAGCAGUUUCAGUAACCUCUAUAUUCAAACCAUUCAGAACAUUUUCUGUGAAAUCUGCUCUGCAGGGAUCGUUUUCAUACGGUGUCCUCAAGGCGACGGGACAAUGUCAGAAGCCCUCUUCCUCACAUUCCAGUCUCAGCUCUCCGUUGUCAUGGAGACCGUCCUCAAAUCAGCCAUGUUUGAGAUAACCAGGCUGGUGGAGGACAGCUUCCUGGAGGAAGUGGGUCAUCGUAAACAAGAGGUGGAAGUGUUGAGGCGGAGGCUGCAGUUGUCUGAGAGCAAACUGAGACAGAAAGAAUAUGAACAGGGGAGGAAAAUACAUUGCCUAGACUGUGGAUGUUGCCGAAAGGGAGCCAGCAGCAACAAAGACACCCAGUCUGUGGAGACGAUCCAUGGCCCAAGCCUGAGAGACCCGUCAACCAAUGAGCCUCCGUUGACCCAACCCGUGCUGAGACAGCAGACUAGACUUCAACCAGAGUCUAAAAUACACACUGCACACUCACAUUCUAAAGACAAGCAUGAAGUACACAGGCAGAGUGUGACAGAUAUCACCACACCUAACUCCAAUAUACAGAUUCCUCAGGACGUUCUGCAAAGACUUCUGGGUAACGCACCAGUUCAGAGUGAGUCCACUAGUGAGGCUAAACCAAGAGUGAGAGACAAAUCUGAAAAAGACUGUACACUUGAUAAGGACAUGAGCUCAAAUCACUCAAGACUGUUACACGGUCCUUUGGCUCAGGAGGCUUUGGAACCAUCUUCGCCAAAGAAAAUAAAAUCAGAGACAGAACCGAAACUUCUCCCUGUCAAGGAAGAGGAAGAGAUGGUUCCGGUGUGGGAAGGCGUCAACAGGGAUGAUGUUUGCCAUGGAGAAAUGGCUGAUCCGAGUCACGGAGAGCUCAGUGGAUCUUGUGAUCAGGAGGAGAUACAGGUAGACAGCUUUCCAGAUCUAAACUCUCUCGACAUGCCAGAUGCCACCUCAUUUUUCACACCCUAUUCAGUCAACACAUUGGUACAUCAAGGUAUUAGGGCACAACAUAGUCACUUAAGCACAACAGAGCUGGGGCUAUCCAGCAUACCAGUGAGUUCAAAUUUGUUUGUCCAACAAGAAAAUGGACCAAAUUUUACAAGGCCAGAUGUAUCUGAAAGUUCUGCCUUUUACUCUCACAGUGUUGUUUGUCCGGGCGAGAAAAUAAUCAGCCGUGCGCAAUACCCAAGGCAUUUCUCCCAGGACAAACGCAGGAUGCCCGCAGAACAAAUCCAUGCAGAAAGAUCUCACCAUUGCACCCACUGUGGGAGAACUUUUGUCAGAGCAUGUGACCUCAGGGCUCAUUUGUUGAUCCACAAAGGCAAGAAACCGUUGAACUGUCCUCAGUGCGAUCAGACGUUUGCUUACAACUUUGAGUUAAGGGUUCACCAGCAGCAUCACUCUGGGGAGAGACCUCACAUCUGUCCGCACUGAGGCAAGGCCUUCGCUCGGCUUAGCAACUUCAGGCAGCACCAGAACAUCCACACGCGGGAGAAACUCUUCAGCUGCACUCAGUGUGGGAUGAGGUUCAACCGUGCCACCAACCUGCGAGUUCACAUCAGAAGACACAGCCAUGCAGGGAAGACUUACAAUUGCCCUCAGUGCGGAAAGAGCUUUCUGGGUCCCAGGCAAAUGAAAACUCAUUUACUGAAAAUCCACGGAAGAGGAGGGAAGUAAUUCUAGCUGUUUUACACAAAACACUCGGCUUUUAUGACUUCAUUCAAUUUUAAAUUCUCUUUUAACUGAUUCUCAAUUAGUCUAAUGUUUACAUAUUAAAAUGAUCUGCUCUGUUCGAGAAUAUAAAAAAUUGAUCUUCGAGAAUGGACACUCAUUUUUGGUUUCUUAAAUGCGGGGACAUUGUUACACAUUGAUUCUGAAUGAUCAGAGCUCUAGGUCAGCCAAACUGCUCGUGGUAUCAGACACAAUAUCAGCGGUUAGAGCUCUAGAAGAUGGAACAUUCUUGCAAGCUAAGAAGACCGCUGUCUGACCCUGACAACUCUUUCACAAUCAUUGACACAAAAACAACACCUGGAAGUCUUAUGCAUGGGAAUCGUCUUUUAAGAAUACCUGUUGUGCAGAAAAAUAAGUCAACACUCUUUAAAGUUAAAGGAAUAGCUCACCCGAAAAUGAAAAUUCUCAUAAUUUACUUACCCUCAUGCCAUUCCAGAUGUACAUGACUUCCUAUACUUAGUUAAACACCAAUCGUUUGUAUGUAAUUUUAAACCAAUAUUUUAAACUUAUUAAGUGACACAGAAACAAGUACAUCCAAGUUCAAAUAUGGCGACACAUUCAUAACUUCAGAAUCUCAUUGGUUCUUGUUUGACCCGUGAUGAAAUAUCAUGACAGUUAUUAUAUUAAUAUAUUUUUAGCAGCGGUGUAAAUUACUUGAGAUAAUCUCAAGGAUCAGAGUGUUUUCACUUUGGAAAGAUUUAAAUUCCAUACAUUAUAAAGCAUAGCGUAUAUCAUACCUUUUACUCGACUGCAUUUGAUAAACACUUGUCAAUUUUUACAUUAAAAAAGUGCAUUAAAAUCAGAGUACUUUCUUACUUUUACUCAAGUAAUUGUACUCAAAAGUUGUUUUAUUUGAGUAAAAGUAGAUUUAGAAAAUUGUUAAUGUACUUAAGUGUUAAAUGUAAAAAAACCAAAAAAAUGUAUUUUAUGAAAUGAAGUGGAGUAAAAAGUACAAUAUAUGCUUUAUAAUGUAGUGAAGUAAAAUUUUCCCAAAGUAAAAACACACUGAUAAAAAUACUUGAUAAUUGUACUUGAGUAAAAAUACUCAGGUACGUUACACCUCUGAUAUUUAGUACUCUGAUGUGCUUCUUUUGGUUUCAAAAUGGAUAAAUAGCUCAAUUGUUUCUCUCACACACACCUAUUGUUUUGCUUCAUAAGAAAUUUAUUAACCCUCUGAUGUUAUUUGUAUUUCUUUACAGAUGGACGGAUGUGCUUUUAAGUCCGAUGUGAACAUGACAUGUCGGCAUUUUAUAAUAAAAGUAUUUGUUUGUGUUUAAAUAAAAGAAAUCUUAUACAUUUGGAAUGGCAAUUGGAAUUUAUACAAUUGGAAUACCUGAGUUUUCAAUACACAUGGCCUGCAUUUACUAGCUGAGGUGAUUGAUUUACUUCAUCAGGAAUAUUUUUUUGUGGUAUUAUCAAUGUAGUGUAAAAUUCUGUAUUUAAUGUUGUUAUGUAUUCCCUUCAACAACAGCGUUGACCUAUUUUCUGAAGUAAAAAUGCAUUUAUAAAGCAAGUCAUUUUUUCCCUUUAUCUAUGGCACAGAAAUUGAUUGUGAAAGGAAUAGUUCACGAUGUUUGCAGUGGAAUUGUGUCUAUAACCCUUUAGAAUUCUUUUGAAUAUAAAGUUUCAUCAAAAACGUAUCCUGACCAUAGGUUGUGAUUUGGCUCUGUUGACAAAAUUCAAGGUGUAAAAACCAUUUAGUUUAAUGACUGCUACCAUGACCCACUGGCAUUUCAAUCCAUUUUCAUUAUAAAACUGCUUUAUGUCAUUCCUAAAAAGUAAUCUACCCCAAAUUCUCCAUUCUAAAUGUAAUUUACUUUAGUCAAUGUCCUGUUCAGUGUUUUUUGAUGUUGGAUAGUGCCAUUCCCUUAAGAUUCUUACAUAAUCUGCUGUUUCUCGUGGAAAGGAACAGACUUAAUUUAUUUCCUAAAUAAAGUUUAUUAUCUGAUGGAUUUGUUUGCUUUUUUUCUCAGCAAAUGGUGGACUUUAAAUGACUGACAUGUUUAUUUGGAUAAUUUGAUUAGAACGUUACUUGAGAUUAAAAAUACAUAUUUAUAUUUCAAGAUCAAACUAAUGCAUAAGUUCCUGCAUGAAUUUGUAUUAGAAUUUAUAGGUUUUUAAAUGUAAUGUUCACAUAAAAAACACUGCAUGUGAAUAUAGUUUAAUGGACAAUAUAUCUGUUUAAAAAAGGACAUCACACUCGUGAUGGUGUACAUUGCAUUCAUUUGGGUAAAAUGUAAUACCACUAAUACACAUUUUAAUGCCUCUAAAACUUGAUAAAUGCUUAUGAAAUAUGAAUAUUAUAAA